Messenger RNA from Clonostachys rhizophaga, 2532 nucleotides. The record is from the annotation of a GenBank genome assembly. NCBI's taxonomy places the organism in Eukaryota, Fungi, Ascomycota, Sordariomycetes, Hypocreales, Bionectriaceae.
AUGCCGGCCACUCGAGGCAAUGGGCUGUUUCAAUGCGGCUCUUGCCAGCGCCAGUACAAGCGACCAGACCAUCUGACCCGCCAUGUUCGCUCUCAUCUUGAUUCAAAGCCACACCAGUGUCAUCUGUGCCAGAAAGCAUUUACUCGGAUUGAUCUUCUGAAAAGACAUAUCGCCGCACAUGAAGCUAAAGGGGACCACCUCAACCCAUCCCUCUCAGAUGGCAGCUCAAGUUCUUUGAGCAGAGUAUCACAAGCUUGCCAAUCCUGCGCUUUGAACCACCUCCGAUGUACCGAGACGAAGCCAUGCCGUCGUUGCGUGUCCAAAGGCAUUGAAUGUGUCAGUAGUCGUCCCCUUGAUGCUGAGAACGCCUUCACACCCCCGGAGACUGUACCCCAACAGAACGCGGCAUCUCCAAAUGUAUCAUUACAAGAUACGGGUGACAAGACCUUGAAUACUACUUCUUAUCAGGAAAAUAUCCUCCAAGAAAAUCUACUAUCUGACCUUGAUGUCACUCAAGCAAUAGCAAAUGACUUUAUUGAAGUCCGAUCAUUUCCUAAGCAUCCAGACAUGUUGUUUGCCUCUGGAACCAGCACCCCGUUUGGGCCAUUCAGCUUCGACCCAGAUAUGAGUAUGGAACUGGACGACAUCGACCUUAGAUUUCUGGACUCUUAUAAUGUUAAUAUCCCCUUCGGUGCCGACGAAUAUACGCCAACUCCUUCCAACAUCUUUUCAAUGGGUGAGGGCGCGGGCUCCACACCAAGGAGUAUAUGCACAGACGCCUAUCGGACUUCGCACUGGAGAUUUCGGCCUGGAGUCAACGAUCAUGGGGGAGCAGAGGAGGAGAACUUAAUUCUCACUGACGACGGUCACAAUCAGCCUGAAAAGCGAGUCCCCGUUGAAACAAGAAUUACCUCGGCAAGCCUGGCUACCGCUGGACGGGAUAAACUUAUAACGACGAUCAUGAGAAGCUGCAGGACAGACAGUCUUUUCAAAGCAGCGGCAUCCUUCCCCUCUAUAAACCUCCUAGACUCACUAUUGCAGUUCUAUUUCUCUUCGCCUUCGUCUGAAGCAAGAUACUUUCUUCAUGCGCCCACCUUCGACCCAAACAAGAAACGAUCUGAGUUGAUCAUGGCCAUGGUAGCCCAUGGUGCUGUGUUAACACUGGACCCGACGUUUCUGAAAUUGGGGUUUGCUAUGCAAGAGUCGACGAGGGUCGCUAUACCCACACUAUGGGAGGGCAAAAAUGCUUUGAUUCGUGACCUGCAGCUGACUCAGGCGUUCUAUAUCACUUUGGAGAUUGGCUUGUGGAGUGGACACAGUCGCAAGGUCGAAAUAGCGGAGAGCUUUCUCCAACCAAUAUUGACUAUGCUCCGGCGAGGGGGAAGGUUCAGAAAUUCUUCGUAUCCCGAUAUUACUCUAAGUCGGAAUACAAGGGGAGAAGAGCUUGAGGAGACCUGGAGCAAAUGGGUCGAGCAGGAAUCAUUCAAGCGUAUAUGUUUCCGGAUUUUGCGGCACGACAGCAAUUCCUCAGCGAGCCUCCUCACCAACCCUCUGAUUUCAUACGCCGAAUUGAAGCUGCCUCUCCCCGCAUCUGACAAGCUGUGGUCUGCUCCAACAGCCGAGCGGUGGAAGGAGGCUUUCCUGGCUGACAUACUUGAGUCAACGCCGGCUAUCGGCGCCUACCUUGAGGACCCGAGGCUGUUCGCCACCAUUGGCAACAGGAACGAUCUCUUAAGCAGAAGUCACGCCUUUUUAUCCUGUAUAUGGAGUAUGGCGUGGGAGUACAUCCAGUUAAACUCCAUGCAGCGUACUGCCCCUGGUCGGUGGAGUGGCAUCGUUCUGAAGUCCCGCCAGGACGAACUGCUGAAGCUUCUUGAGCACUUCCGUCUGAGCACAGAGCCCGGCGUGGCAUUCGCCCCAGAUGUCACAAUGCGCACUGAGCAGAUUCUCUUGCAUCUGUAUAUAUCCAUCGAGGACGUCCAGGUGUUUGCUGGUAUCGAGGGCCCGGAGCGGUCCUCUGCCAUUUAUCCCAUCAUUCAAGACUGGGCCAAGGAGGAAUCAGCACGCAGGGCAGUUUGGCAUGCCGGCCAGAUCUUGCGAGCAGCCCGGCUGAUACCAAAAGAGCAGAUCCGGGAUUCGCUGGCCAUCAUGAUGUAUCAUGCCAGCCUCGCCCUCUGGGUAUAUGGGGUGGCUUGUGGGGAUCAUCCAAGAGACACCCUUCGCUCACCGAGAUCCAGCUCAGGUAGGGAGGUAUUCUUGGAUGGCACGGAUGGCGUUCAUGUGCAGCGGUUCAUGCAGCUCGGCAACGGGGUUCCAUGCAUCCAAAUCCCGUCCGCAGAUGCUACGGCGUAUGCUUCAUCUACUUCCAGUGUCCCGUUGGCAUGCCAUGAAACGGUCAUGGAUACCGUGGUGGCCUACCUGCAUGCGAAUUACCCGGGUGAGGGGAGGCCACUUUUGGUAGAGGAAAUCAUACAGAUCAUGGUAGGACUACGCAACUCGGAUAAGACGCUUGUGGAUCGGUCCCUUACAUGA